Blepharisma stoltei is the source of this 381-nucleotide messenger RNA. Lineage: Eukaryota; Ciliophora; Heterotrichea; Heterotrichida; Blepharismidae. The record is from the annotation of a GenBank genome assembly.
AUGUUUAGACUCUUUAAGGGCUCACGCACCUGGCACAAGACUGCCCAUCUCAAUCCAGCCGAGUGGACUAACUUUGAAUUCGCAAAGAACUGGAGUAACUUAAACAAGAUGUUCAACCUCCGUCAAUAUUAUAUUGAAAUUGCUCCUCCUUUCUCAAAAUACGCUUAUCCAAGAGUCGCUGAAAUGGAGAGACUUGAUGAUGAUUUAGGCUACUACCAUGCAAAGCGCUCUGUUUACCGCUUUAUUGCUUGGCUUAUUUUUUGUGCGUUCAUUUUAGAUUAUGAUAUAUUCGAAUUCCCACUCAGGUCUUGGAGGCAGGACGCUCAAAACAUGCAUGACGUUGGCAAGACUCGCCAGUCUCAUAUGCUGGACAAUAAGUAA